This is a messenger RNA of Nematolebias whitei (Rio pearlfish), 849 nucleotides long. Its product is annotated as peripherin-2. Gene Ontology annotation, cellular component: membrane. The record is from RefSeq and is a predicted model, not a curated record. The transcript is spliced from 4 exons. The coding region runs from base 16 to 849 and encodes 277 amino acids. NCBI's taxonomy places the organism in Eukaryota, Metazoa, Chordata, Actinopteri, Cyprinodontiformes, Rivulidae. Gene Ontology annotation, biological process: visual perception.
CCCUCCGCUGUGACCAUGGUGGUCAUGAAGAUGAAGUUCCCCUUUCAGAAAAGGGUGAAGCUGGCCCAGGGACUGUGGCUCCUCUCCUGGUGCGCCACAGUUGCCGGGGCCACGACCUUCAGCCUGGGGUGCCUCCUAAAGACGGAGCUCCACAGGAGAGCAGAGGUAAUGGAUAACACAGACAUACAUAUUGUGCCCAACACCCUCAUGAUUGUUGGUCUGGCUUCUUUGGGUAUCAACUACUUUGCGUCAAAGAUCUGCCAGGACGCCUUGGACGCUGGGCGCUUCCCUCGCUGGAAGAACUUCUUGAAGCCCUACUUUGCCAUCUCUUGCUUCUUUACCGUCCUCAUGCUGCUGGCUGUCAUCAUGAGCUAUGCCAUGAAGGGCAGCCUGGAGUCUUCCUUGAAGGUCGGCCUGAGGAAUGGCAUCCGCUUCUACAAGGACACGGACACCCCUGGACGGUGCUUCCAGAAGCAGAACAUCGACCGGCUGCAGAUGGAGUUUCAGUGUUGUGGAAACAAUGACUUCAGGGACUGGUUUGAAGUCCAGUGGAUCAGCAACCGCUACCUUGAUUUCGGCUCCAAGGAAGUCAAAGACCGCAUCAAGAGCAACAUAGAUGGACGUUACUUGGUUGAUGGAGUCCCAUUCAGCUGCUGUAAUCCCAGCUCUCCACGGCCAUGCAUCCAGUACCAGCUCACCAAUAACUCUGCUCACUACAACUACGACUACCAAACCGAAGAGCUCAACAUUUACCUUCGAGGCUGCAGAGAGGCCCUGGUACACUACUACAUGGGCUUGAUGAACACCAUCGGAGCUGGAGUGCUGUCAAUAUUCCUCUUACAGCUUUAG